This is a messenger RNA of Corythoichthys intestinalis (scribbled pipefish), 3025 nucleotides long. RefSeq names its product BICD family like cargo adaptor 1 (gene bicdl1). Gene Ontology annotation, biological process: vesicle transport along microtubule; Golgi to secretory granule transport. The record is from RefSeq and is a predicted model, not a curated record. Bases 379 to 2316 code for a protein of 645 amino acids. Lineage: Eukaryota; Metazoa; Chordata; Actinopteri; Syngnathiformes; Syngnathidae. The transcript is spliced from 11 exons.
AUUGAGCAGGCGGCGAGAUCGCGCGCUCCUGUCUUUUCGCCAGACUGUCUCAUGAGGAACCGGCUUACAGUAAUGAGGGACCCGGAGCCCUGCGACGUGCUUGUCGCUGACCGUCCGACUGCAUCGAUGUGGAUUAUAUCAUGAGAAAACAUUAGUUAUUUCUCAUCUCUGUGUGAGUCGCACAGCAGGGAGGCGUUGUUCGCUGUGAUAAGUUAACGACGAGGACGGGGAGUCGUUGAAGAGAAUGGAUGAAUUUUCGAUGACAGGCCACUUCGGUCAGCCCAACCCAGUCCAAGCAGGGUGGGUUUAUUCGGUGUAAAAAAAAAAAGAAAAAGAAAAAAGCAGUGGCUCGUCCUUCGUCUGCCGGGGAGACGAACUAUGUCUGCAUUCUGCCUCGACCUGAACUCGUCUGGCGCGGGUUCAGCACCACUAGAGCUGGACAGCGACUCCGCGGAGCCGGCAGCUCGUGAGCCCGGAGGCUGCCUGCGCCACGCCGGUGUCGGCUCCGGAGGCCUCGGCGUGGCGUUGGAAGAGGAACUGGCCAUGCUCAGCGAGGAGCAGGAUGAAGCGGGAGAGCUCUCGGUGGAAGCGAACGCCGACUUGCUGUCUCUCUUCCGACAAAAGGAAAAGGAUUUGGUUUUAGCUGCCAAACUCGGCAAAGCUUUACUGGAGAGAAACCAAGAUUUGACGAAGCAAUAUGAGAAAAUGCACAAAGACCUCAACGACAAAUUAGAGCACUUGGAGCAAGAGAAGCAUGAAUUGCGUUGGCGUCUGGAAAAUCGAGAGGGGGAGUGGGAGGGCCGCGUGGCCGAGCUGGAGACUGAUGUCCAGCAGCUGCAGGGAGAACUGGAGCAACACCAGGUCCAGCUAAGAGAGGCUGACAGGGACAAAACCAAGGCCAUCAGUGAGCUAUCCGAACAAAACCAUCGAUUGCUGGAACAACUUCGAAGGGCUGCAGAGGUGGAGAGGCAGCUAUCCACUCAGGUCCAUUCGUUACGGGACGACUUCAGGGAGAAGAGUACGUCUACAAGCCAGCACAUGACAAGAUUAGAGACGCUACAAGCUGAAAUUAAGAUGCUGUCGGAGAGGAAGAUGGAGCUUGAACGGCGGGUGCAUGUCAUGCUGGAGGAGAAUGAAGUGCUCAAGAAUACAGUCGAAGACCUCAGAGAUAGGACGCUGGUAUUGGAGAAGCAGUGUCACGAAAAGGACCUUCAGUUGCGUCAGAAUCAAGUGGAGCUUCAGGAAGUCCAGUUGUCCCACAGGCAGCUAACGGCACGCCUAGAGGAGCUAACGGAGGAAACCAGCCUGCAUUGCCUCACCCCUCAUCAAUCCAGCCUGAUGUGUGAGAUCGAGCAAAGCAUGGAGCAAGAGGAGCAGGAGCAGGAGAGAGAGCAAUUGCGUCUUCAACUGUGGGAAGCCUACUGUGAGGUGCGCUCACUGUGCUCUCAUCUGCGAGGGAAUGACGUCACGGAUUCCGCGCUAUCCACAGACUCUUCCAUGGACGAGUCCUCAGAGACGUCUUCUGCCAAGGAUGUGCCAACUGGGAGCCUACAUGCUAGCAUGUUAGAACUACGCAGGCUAACACAGAACCUGCUCGAUGGCAACGAGUCAACGGGUUCUCGUCGCAGUGACGAAGAAGCUCUGGAGGAACAAGUGAAGAAGCUGGGAGAAGAGCUGAGAGAAAUCAGGGAAUUGUAUGAAGCAGAGCAGGACAAGACACACAACAGUAAAGAAGAGUUGCUACAGCUACACAAUCAGAUGGCGCUACUCUCAGUAGAAAUGUGUUCCCUCCAAGAGGAGUCAGAAAGGAUGAGGAACAUGGCGGCUGUCCGAGAGCCUAGCGAACAGCUUCAGAGUGCCAUUAAAGACAGAGACGACGCCAUAGCCAAGAAGAAGGCAGUGGAGAUGGAGCUGGCCAAGUGUAAAAUAGACAUCAUGUCUCUAAAUAGUCAGCUACUGGAUGCCAUCCAGCAGAAGCUCAACCUGUCACAGCAGCUGGAGGCUUGGCAGAACUUGUCCAACACAAAAAGCCUACUGUCCGCCACAGUUGACGGUGUUCUCAACAAAACAUCAAAAGUGAAAGUAAACUCUCAACCGCACCGCUCCCUCUCCGUCACGUCAGCCACGUGGUACGUUCAGGAUGACAUGCAUCGAGUGAUUGACCAGCAGUUAAUGGACAAGCACCAGGACGAGUGGCGGUCCAGCUCCUCCUCCACUUCCAGGUUGUCGAGAGCUCCCGGCCCUCAGUCGUCCAGACGAGCUCUCCGCCUCUCGGACCGGGACCGAAAACUAUUCUCAUUUUUUAAAAAGAACUGAGUACACCAGACACAAGCGACGCCACAUCGAGUGGAAAAGGAGGGAGUGACAUCACAGCACAGGUGGAAACAACGUAGCCAAAGACGGGCAAUGGCACACACAUAUACCGACAUAAAAGACAUUGGAGCCUUUAUUCCGUGUCCUUGAUACCGUAUGGAAAGACAGUGUCUUACUUAAUAGUGAAAAAGUUUAACUAGUAAAAGGGGACAAACAGUGUACUAGUACCUGGACCUUAAGCCGGAUAUCAAGUAUAUGGAAUAAAUGCUCAAAUAGUUUUACUUACACUGAGGUUUGGGGGGUUUGAACUUUGCACUUUAUCUUUCCUGAUGCUCCUCGUCUAAUUCGGUCCCAAUGCGACAUAGAUCCUCUCCUAAAACCCAAUUGCAGGACAUAAUCAGGGUCUACACGUUUACUUCUACUGAGGAAGGUUUCCUUGUUGUGCCUAAGACCCUUUCACUUCUGCCCACUGCCAAGCCACCAAUGUUCACUGUUGGCAUCCCUUGUGCCAGGCUAAGGACACCUAACUGUACAAGUAUAGCAUGAUUGGAACAUGAUGGUCGCGGGACAGAACACAAUGCUUACAUAAUUUUUACAUUAGAUAAUCUCAUGGCACACCACCAAACAAAAAAAUGCAGUGAACCCCUGCCUAUUUGCACAAAUACCAAUAUUAAGGGAUUUUCAGGGUGGAGCCUAUUUUUUGCCGUUGACU